AGUGUUCUAUUAAGCCCAGAGUGUUUCCCCACGAGUUGUUUUUUUUUUUUUUUACCUUCCCGUCUGUUUACCAGUUCAUACAUCCAACCCACUCACUCACUUUUUUUCAUAAAUUUAAACGCAUUGUCAUUUUUCAGUUAUCAAACUUAAAUAAAAAGAUAGAGGGGAUGUAGGUUUUACCCUCAGGUAACUUAAGACUUAAUGAGAAAGUUAAGGCAUUUAUUUCUAUUUAACAGGUGUCUGAGAUUUAAUUACCUACUAAGACCAAACUACUGUGCCAGGAAUGAGCAUGUGGCGUUGAGGAUACAAAGAUGAAUAGAAAAUGCCCUUGGUCCCUGUCCCCACUGAAGUUAAGAAAUACAAAAGGAUUUCAAUGAAGAGAAAAAUGAACUUGAAACUAGCCAGGCCUAUCACACCUACUAGUUCCCAGUAGGAAUUCAGGGUUAACAUGUGAUUUCCACUUCUGUUUGAGCCUCCCAGUGGCUGGGUGACUCACUACCCUGUCAAAAUCUGGGUACCAGAAGUAGGGACUGCUUUAAAUUUUAUUUUGUUUUACAUAUAUAUUUUUUUUGAGACAAGAGUCUCGCUCACUAUGUGGCCCUCGGUACAGUGCCAUGGCGUCACAGCUCCCAGCAACCUCAAACUCUUGGGCUUAAGCGAUUAUCUUGCCUCAGCCUCCCAAAUAGCUGGGACUACAGGCGCCGGCCACAACGCCCAGCUGUUUUCUUAUUGCAGGUGUCAUUGUUUAGCUGGCCCAGGCCAGUUUUGAACCCGCCUGCCUCGGUGUCUGUGGCUGGCAUCAUAACUACUGUGCUAUGUGCACCGAGCCUGCUUUAAAUUUUAGCUCCACCCGGCUGCUAACUGGAGCUGAAAUACACCUAGCCAUGUUCAUAAAUAGUUACAGUUCCAAGCCCCAAUUGCCGAGGGAGGGCCAUUCUCAGGAAGUACCCAGAAAACCCUGCCUUCUCUUCUUUCCUCCUGGCUCUGUCACAUUGUUACUAUGCCCAAAUCUGAGUGCUAAGUGUAUGUGCAAGGUUGCAUUAGAAAGAUAAAUUCAGAGAUUAGAGUAGGCUCAGAGCUGGCUAGAACUUCAGAAUUUAUUUAUUUAUUUAUUGCAGUUUUUGGCUGGGGCCAGGUUUGAACCUGCCACCUCCGGUAUAUGGGGCCAGUGCCCUAUUCCUUGAGCCACAGGCGCCGUCCCAGAACUUCAGAAUUUCUCUUUCCCAGUGCCCACACUUUUUCAGGGCAGGAGGAUGAACCACAAACCCUGCCCCAGUGAGAACCGGAUGGGUGCUGGUGUCCUCAGACUGAAGGCAGAAGCCUGAGCCAGACUUGGCAGUGAAAUAGAGGAGGGGGAGGCAUUCUUGCCACUGACCUUCAAAGGCUGUAGACCGGAGGGGAUCAUGUUUCAUGCCCUUGAACUCCUGCCCCUCCCCCUCAGCUUCUUGAAUGGAGUCAGGAAUUCCAUUCACAAAAUGGAAGCAUGAAUGAGCCCACCCUCCCGCCUCCUCCUGGAGGUGUCAGGUUUCACCAUCUCCUCAUUCAUAGGUGGGAGUGGAGGGGGGGAAAGGGGUUGGAACUUGAACCAGUGGCUUUACACAGCCGCCUCCGGAGGUGAAGUGGGGAGGUUUCUAUCCUAUGGAAUGGAAUGAAAAUGAAGUGGAAUGUGCUCUGCUGUUAGAUCUGAACAAACAUAGUCUAAUGCCCAGUGUUUGUUUCCCCAUGCAGCGUGUAGGCACACGCUCUGGCUCUGGCUUGCUUUUACACACUUACACACACAUACACACUGGGCUGGGAACCUGACCUGCUGACCGGACGUUUGCCUAUUCCAAGGGAGUUUUAGGUGUAGACACCAAACCCUUUCCCCGGAGGUUCAUCUCACUCCUCCCCCUGAACUCACAGGAAACAGCUGCUCCCUGGAAUCUUGGGCCUUGUGGAACAGCUUGCCCAGCCCCAGCUGCCGCCAGCCAUGCCCUCUGCCCCAGCCCUCAAUCAAGCUGAGGGCUCAAGCCUCAACUCCCUCUGGGAGAACUUCCCUGGGGAUUUGGUGGUGGGCAGGCACCUAGGAAAAGAACAGUGGCCGGAAAGCAGGCUGUCAGGAAGAACUUCGUGAAUAUGUCGCUGGAUGUGCAUCGAUGUACCUCCACACAAAGGGCUUCUCCGGGCCCUCUCCAGGUGAUGGGGCCAUGGGCUAUGGCUAUGAGAAACCUCUGCGACCAUUCCCAGAUGACGUCUGCGUUGUCCCUGAGAAAUUUGAAGGAGACAUCAAGCAGGAAGGGAUUGGCACAUUCCGAGAGGGGCCGCCCUACCAGCGCCGGGGUGCCUUGCAGCUGUGGCAAUUUCUGGUGGCACUGUUAGAUGACCCAACAAAUGCCCAUUUCAUUGCCUGGACAGGCAGGGGGAUGGAGUUCAAGCUAAUUGAGCCUGAGGAGGUUGCCAGGCUCUGGGGCAUCCAGAAGAACCGGCCUGCCAUGAAUUAUGACAAGCUGAGCCGCUCACUUCGAUACUAUUAUGAGAAAGGAAUCAUGCAGAAGGUGGCUGGUGAGCGUUAUGUGUACAAGUUUGUGUGCGAGCCCGAGGCCCUCUUCUCUCUGGCCUUCCCAGACAAUCAGCGUCCAGCUCUCAAGGCCGAGUUUGACCGGCCAGUCAGUGAGGAGGACACAGUCCCUUUGUCCCACUUGGACGAGAGCCCCGCCUACCUCCCAGAGCUGGCUGGCCCUGCCCAGCCCUUUGGCCCCAAGGGUGGCUACUCUUACUAGUCCCCAGUGGCUGCUUCCCCUACUGUGGGUGGGUGCUGCCCUAUGUACACACAGAUGAAUUUUGUGGUGGGGAAACCUUCACUCCUAAACCCACAGAUGUCUCUGGGGCAGAUCCCCGCUGUCCCGUCAGUCAUCCUGACCCAGAGCUCAGCAGAGUCACUGGGAAGGAGAAGUGGAGAAAGGGCCAGUCUAAAGGUGGAGUCUCAGAAACCCCCCUGCAGUUUCCCCUCUGGGAAGUCCAGCUCAGCCUCUUCCUAGGUCCUGCUUAAGAGGCCUAACCCCUCACUCCUAUUUCCGAACCAGAGAACAAGAGUUUAUUCUGUUCCAGGAGAAGGAGCUUCCCAAUUUUAUUCUGGCUGGGAGGUAAGGGGGCUCAUUGAGCUCCCCAGGUCUCCCACUGUGGGGACACCGAAGGCUGGACUCCAAACUCCACCCUGGGGGGCCUCGAUCAUCAGUUCUUGGUGCUCUGUUCACAGAGGCAGAGAGAGGGUGAAGGAGGACCCUGGGCAGUGGGUGCUGGGUGCAGGCAGGGAGGGAUGAGUUCCUGCUCCAAGGGGCCCUAGCCCCUUCUGCCUUUGCCUAGGCUCAAGCCUGAGGUUCCAUAUCCACCUCCACAUCUGCCAGACCUUAAUAAAAGCCCCUGCUUCUCC
Molecule: messenger RNA, 3409 nt
Organism: Nycticebus coucang (slow loris)
Lineage: Eukaryota; Metazoa; Chordata; Mammalia; Primates; Lorisidae
Gene: ETV4
Product: ETS variant transcription factor 4
Exons: 6
Coding region: 2136-2759 (207 amino acids)
Biological process (GO): regulation of transcription by RNA polymerase II; cell differentiation
Cellular component (GO): nucleus
Molecular function (GO): DNA-binding transcription factor activity, RNA polymerase II-specific; sequence-specific DNA binding
Source: RefSeq, a predicted model, not a curated record